Akanthomyces muscarius is the source of this 411-nucleotide messenger RNA. RefSeq lists its product as uncharacterized. Bases 1 to 411 code for a protein of 136 amino acids. The transcript has 4 exons. Gene Ontology annotation, biological process: fatty acid biosynthetic process. NCBI's taxonomy places the organism in Eukaryota, Fungi, Ascomycota, Sordariomycetes, Hypocreales, Cordycipitaceae. The record is from RefSeq and is a predicted model, not a curated record. Gene Ontology annotation, cellular component: mitochondrion. Gene Ontology annotation, molecular function: acyl binding; acyl carrier activity.
AUGUUCCGCACAGCCGUCCUCCGCUCGGUCGCCGCCCGCGCCGCUUUUGCUCCCGCCGUCCGCAGAACGACGCUCGUCGCCGCUCCCCGCGUCGUCGCCCCCAUGGCCCUGCGCGCCGCCCAGUUCGUGCCUGUCCGCAUGUAUAGCGCCGGCGGCGGCCUGAAGAAGGAGGAGGUCGAGGGCCGCAUCAUGAGCCUGCUCCAGGGCUUUGACAAGGUCAACGAUACUACCAACAUCAAGCCCGCUGCUCACUUUGCCAACGACCUCGGCCUCGACUCUCUCGACACCGUCGAGGUCGUCAUGGCCAUUGAGGAGGAGUUCAGCAUUGAGAUUCCCGACAAGGAUGCCGACACCAUCCACUCCGUCGACAAGGCUGUCGAGUACAUCCUUAGCCAGCCCGAUGCCAACUAA